Molecule: messenger RNA, 1593 nt
Organism: Rotaria sp. Silwood1
Lineage: Eukaryota; Metazoa; Rotifera; Eurotatoria; Philodinida; Philodinidae
Source: the annotation of a GenBank genome assembly
AUGAUAGUAAAGAUGAACGUGAACAAGCAUUACUUGAUACAAGCACAAUUUUGGCGUGUUUGUGAAAUAAUUUAUGCUGAAACAAAUGAAUAUGAUCUUAUUCUUGAAUGUUAUUUAAAUGAUCGACGUCGACGAUCAGAAUUAUUUCACUAUAUAAGAACAUUAUGGCCAGCACUUGAUGAACGUGAACGUAAUAAAUUUCAUAUGAAAAUAAUGGAGAAUUUUAUUCAAAUAAUUGAAACAGAUUCAUUUAAAGCAUUUAAAUUAUUUUGUAUUUUUUUUCAAAUGGAUUUAGGAAAAGUAUUAAAAUUAAUUGGAAAAAAUGAAAUAGCACAAUAUGGAAUUUUAAAAAGUUGUUUUGCAUAUUCAGAUGAUACGAAAUCUUCAUCUUCGUCAUCUUCUACAACAUCAUCAGCAAUAAUUCAUAUUGAUCCAUCACAUUAUUUACAUUAUAUUGAUUUAGUUGUACGAUAUGAACCAUCACAAUUAUUAUCAUUUCUUAAAAAUAAAUCUGAAUAUUAUCGUGAACAAGAUGUUCUUGAUAUAAUACGAAAAUAUCAAACACCAUUAUUAAUACCAUCGAUUGCAUAUUUACUUGAACGUCUUGGUCAAUAUACUGAAACAUUUGAUCUUUUAUUAGAAUCAAUGCAUGAAUGGAAAACAAUUGAACAAUUAUAUCAAAUGGCAUUAGAUUGUAUUCAUUUUUGUCAACGUACAACAAUUAAAUUAAAAGAUAAAAAAGAACGUGAAGAUUUAUGGUUAAAAUUUCUUCAAAAAAUUCUAGAAAUAUCAUCGAAAUCAUUUGAUUGUGAACAUUCUGGUGCAUUUCGUCGUAUAUAUGGUGAAAUAUUAAACAGUAUGAUUGGUUAUGUUACAUUACCAUCCAUACUUGAACUUAUUAUGGGUACAGAUGCUGCUGAUAUAACAAAAGGUACACGAAAAAGAUCUGAUACAAAUACACGUAGUACAUUUGAAAUCCGUCAAUUAAUACAAUCCAUGUUAGAAAAUUGUUCAUUUGAAUUAUGUUUACUUGAAACAACACGACGUUUAUUACAACGUGAUUUAAAUGAUGAUAUAAAACAUAUGUGUACAAUUAUGAAUCGUAGUGUACCAAUACGUUUAAAUCAAUGUACAUAUUGUCAAAAAUUACUUCAACAACAACAAGAUAUUGAUAAAAAACAAGAACAAAAAAAUAAAUUUAUUAUAUUUGCUUGUCGACAUGUUUUUCAUUUAUGUUGUUUAAUGGAAAUUCAAACAGAACAAUCAAAUAAUAAUUUUUGUCCACAAUGUACAACAAGACAAUCAUCAACAACGACAACAACAGCAACAACAACAACAUCAUCAUUUGUACGACCAGAAAUGAGACGAUUAACAUCAAUACAUUCGGAUCAUAAUGAAAAACAAAUUGCUUUAAAUAAUAUUCAACAACAAGUUAUGACAGCAAUGCUUGAAAGAAAACGUUUAAAUGCUCAUCAUUUAAAUAUAGACGAUGAUGAUGAAAGAAUUCAAAGAUCUAUUAAUGAACCAUAUUCAACAUCAACAUCAUUACAAUUACCAGACAAAUGGAGAGAAUAUCUUUCAUCAUCAGAAUAA